Messenger RNA from Archocentrus centrarchus (flier cichlid), 1620 nucleotides. RefSeq names its product peptidase, mitochondrial processing subunit beta (gene pmpcb). Bases 42 to 1493 code for a protein of 483 amino acids. Gene Ontology annotation, molecular function: metal ion binding; metalloendopeptidase activity. NCBI's taxonomy places the organism in Eukaryota, Metazoa, Chordata, Actinopteri, Cichliformes, Cichlidae. The record is from RefSeq and is a predicted model, not a curated record. Gene Ontology annotation, cellular component: mitochondrion. The transcript has 13 exons.
GAUGUUGCGUCAGCGAAAUUGUGCUGUUACGGAUAAACAACAUGGCGACGUCCGUACAGCGCCUCACGUCUGCUGGGAGAUUUCUCCUACAGAGACAUUUACUGAAGAAGAAUUCUGUAAGCAGGUUCACAACUGGACCGCGCAGAGCCUUGGCUACCCAGGCUGCUCCCCAGGUGGCGCUAAAUGUUCCUGAAACUAAGGUGACUACGUUAGAAAAUGGACUCCGGGUGGCGUCUGAGGACUCUGGGCUCUCCACCUGCACCGUGGGCUUGUGGAUCGAUGCCGGCAGCCGCUACGAGAAUGAGAGAAAUAAUGGCACAGCACACUUCCUGGAGCAUAUGGCUUUUAAGGGCACCAGGAAACGCUCUCAGCUUGAUCUGGAAUUGGAGAUUGAGAACAUGGGGGCUCAUUUGAAUGCUUACACAUCCCGCGAGCAGACUGUGUACUAUGCCAAAGCUUUCUCCAAGGAUCUUCCACGAGCUGUGGAGAUCCUGGCUGACAUCAUCCAGAACAGCACGCUGGGAGAGGCGGAGAUCGAGAGGGAGCGAGGGGUGAUUCUUAGAGAGAUGCAGGAAGUGGAGACCAAUCUGCAAGAAGUGGUCUUUGAUUACCUGCAUGCUACAGCUUACCAGUCCACGGCGCUGGGAAGAACUAUUCUGGGCCCCACUGAGAACAUCAAGACGAUCAACAGAGGAGACCUGGUGGAGUAUAUCACCACCCACUACAAAGGGCCCAGAAUAGUGCUGGCUGCUGCUGGAGGUGUUUGUCAGGACGAGCUCAUCGAUCUGGCCAAAUAUCACUUUGGAAAACUUCCCGCCAGGUAUCAAGGUGAAGCCCCGACACUUCCUCCGUGCCAGUUCACAGGAAGUGAGAUCCGCGUGCGUGACGACAAAAUGCCCCUGGCUCACAUUGCCAUUGCUGUGGAGGCAGUCGGAUGGUCUCACCCCGACACAAUCCCGCUCAUGGUGGCCAACACACUUAUUGGAAACUGGGAUCGUUCGUUUGGUGGAGGCGUGAAUCUAUCCAGUAAGCUGGCUCAGAUGGCCUGUCAGGGAAACCUGUGCCACAGCUUCCAGUCCUUCAACACCUGCUACACAGACACAGGCCUCUGGGGCCUCUACAUGGUGUGCGAACCUGGCACCAUCAACGACAUGAUGCACUUCACUCAAAUGGAAUGGAUUUCUCUUUGUACCAGCGUGACAGAAGGGGAGGUGGCUCGGGCCAAGAAUCUGCUCAAGACCAACAUGCUCCUGCAUCUUGACGGAUCCACCCCGAUCUGUGAAGACAUCGGCAGACAGAUGCUGUGCUACAGUCGCAGGAUCCCUCUGCAUGAGCUGGAAGCCCGAAUUGAUGCCAUCGACACCAACACCAUAAAGGAGGUGUGCACCAAAUACAUCUACAACAGAGCUCCUGCCAUCGCAGCAGUUGGUCCAAUCGAACAGCUGCCUGACUACAACCAGAUCCGCAGCGGGAUGUUCUGGAUGAGAACGUGAGCAGAACCACUCUGAGGAACUUUCAGCUGUGCAAAAAUACAAUAUUUAAGUCAUGAGUUAUUUUUUUCCUUCUUUUUUAUUAUAAAAUAAAGACCAACACAAUAAUGUUAAAAUAACACAGAUUCUA